AUGACAAACUUAUCGUUAAGCAUCAGCAUCCUUUUCCUGUGCGUAUGCGUGUUCGCAGCUGCAAACCCCCUCGAUCGCGAUACACGUGCGAUAGGUCUUCAUCGGCCUUAUGUUCAUUUCCUUCAAAGCCUUCUUCCACAAUCAGCAUCAUUCUGGAUGUGCCGAGGCUUAGUUGAACCGGCAACCUUAUCGUUCGAUGUGAUACCUCAAGACGUCAUUACUGAUGAAGGGACGGAACUGUUCAUGCCUUGUCAUAUCUUCUCUUCACCACAAGGUAUGGUUCAAUGGUAUCACGAUGAUCAGCUCAUUUCGGAAGAUCGAGCAGCAACUGGUGAACUCAUAGGUAACCAACGAGUAAUUGGAUCAGGACUAAUAGCUUCCCAGCUCCGAAUUCCUUGCGUUGAUGAGCGAACAGCAGGAAACUAUCGAUGUGAAGCACGAACUCCAUGCGGACAGAAGAUUAGCACUUCUGCUCGUGUUUCCGUUCGAAAGAGCAAAUCAGGGCAAACUUGUGGCAAUAAAAAAUCUGACAACUUCGCUCCAUACAUCAAAUUCGCCACACAAAGUCGCAUUGAACUAGCUGGAAAUGUCGUUGAACUAACUUGUAAAGCUGGUGGUCAUCCAGCUCCCACAAUCAUAUGGACGAAGUAUACGAACGACGAUGAGGAGGUGCCAGUCCGAACUUUCCGAAGAGAAGGGGAGAAGCAAGAAAUACUUGUUGUUCGAUCAGAAUUUGAAUCGGCUUCAGAAUCCUUCAAAUGCACUGCUAGGAAUGAGUUCGGUGAAGCUACAGCAGAGCCCACAAUCAUUUAUGUCAGUGAUGAAGAAGAGUCCUGA
This is a messenger RNA of Auanema sp. JU1783, 837 nucleotides long. The record is from the annotation of a GenBank genome assembly. NCBI's taxonomy places the organism in Eukaryota, Metazoa, Nematoda, Chromadorea, Rhabditida, Rhabditidae.